GAGACUGUUGCAGACAAAGGAAAAUGAUGCAAGGGCUGAAAUUACAGUGUGCUGGCAACAUAAAAAUUGUAACAAACCGGGGCACAGUCAGGGCGAAAGCAAGGAGGGAAAAUGCACCUACAGAACAGUUAAUUAAAUUUAACUUUUCUUUGCAGAUUGGUUGAGACGCGAGGAGAGGCAAUGAGCUAAUUGUGUCCUGAUCCUUGCCUUGGGGGGUUUCAAUGCCCUACAGCGACUCGCUCUCUCUCUCCCUCUGUCUCUCUCUCUCUCGCCUACCUUAGAGCCAGCCUCUGUAAGACGGUCUACAUUCUCUCCCGUGUAUCGUGGGGAGCGGAGCGGAGAGGCGACACACCGUCCGCCACCCUUCAUUGUAGCAGAUGCUGCCUGACCUGUUGAGUAUAUUCAGCGUUUCACGUUUAGUCUUUGUGAGGAAAUCAGUCUUGUGGUUGUACAGGUGCGACUUGAGGAAGCUCUACACUUCGUGCAGCCUGGACUCAAAUACUCCCUUUGGAUUGCUCAAUAAGGUGUGGUUCGAGAUCUGUAUGUACUUCUGCACGAGGGGACGGGAGAACCAGAGGGAACUGGAGGAGGACUCGUUUGGCUUGGCCACGGAUGAGGAUGGUAGAAGAUAUGUCUACUAUAAAGCCUGUGGACCUUACCAUAAAUCCCGCAUGGUGACGUGGAGCAAGAAGAGAAUGUACGAGACUGGCACAGAGUUCUGCCCGUACGCCAGUUUUGUUAAGUACGUCUCAAAGCGUAACCCUCUCUGUAAGGCGUUCUUUCAAAGACCUAGGGACCACUGCAGCGAAAGUGACAUGGCCUGGUUUGAGAACAAAGCCAUUGGGAAAAAUCUGUUGGGUACCCGGAUGCAGAUGCUGUCCAAAGCUGCCAAACUUUCCAAGACUUACACCAACCACUGCAUAGGAGCGAUCUCCAUUGCCACCCUGAGCAGCAUUGCGGGCAUUGGCAGCAGGCUGGUGCCUCGUAGAUCUCCCCAAAACACUCUGGGUUCCCGUCCGCAGCGACCUUGCCCUUGCGCCGGGCAGGACCUCGGUGGAGGGGUUGUAGGGACGAAAGUGGAGCAAACCGCGACUCGCACUCUUUAUCAGCCCGUCUCAUCACACAACGCGAGGCGUUCGCCAAAGCGACUAUGCAUCCGUUCUUCCGAUCCCGCAGAUUCCCAGAACGUGAUUCCGCUUGGCAAUGGCUCACAGGAAUCCAUGCUUCCGGAAUCUGGUGACCUCCUUGGAGCCAAUCCAUCAAUAAUCAUAUCGACGAUCCAGGAUUAUCGGCAUAAUAUGUCCCGGCCGAUGCUGACUCGCUCUCCCGUGUCCCCGCUGGGAAACCAAGGCAUCCCAAUGCCAGCACAGCUGACCAAGUCUAACGCUCCCGUGCACAUCGAUGUGGGAGGCCACAUGUACACCAGCAGUCUGGCCACUUUAACUAAGUUUUCCGAUUCAAGGAUCGGCCGGCUCUUCGAUGGUACGGAGCCCAUUGUCCUCGACAGCCUCAAGCAGCACUACUUCAUCGACAGGGACGGGCAAAUGUUCCGCUACAUUCUCAACUUCCUCCGGACGUCCAAACUCUUUAUUCCUGACGACUUCAAAGACUACAGCCUGCUAUACGAAGAGGCUCGCUACUUCCAGCUGCAGCCUCUGCUGGCCGAGCUGGAACAUUGGAAGCAGGAACAGGAGCUGAGCCCCUUCUCGCGCCCGUGCGAGUGUCUGGUGGUGCGUGUGGCUCCGGACCUGGGCGAGCGCAUCACCCUGAGCGGAGACAAGGUCCUGAUCGAGGAGGUCUUCCCCGAGAUCGGAGACGUCAUGUGCAACUCCAUCAACGCCGGCUGGAACCACGACUCCACCCACGUCAUCCGUUUCCCCCUCAACGGCUACUGCCACCUCAACUCCGUGCAGGUCCUCGAGCGGUUACAAAUGAAGGGCUUCGAAAUAGUGGGAUCAAGCGGUGGCGGCGUUGACUCUUCCCAAUUUAGUGAAUACGUACUGAGGCGGGAAAUCAGGAGACUAUCUCGCAUCCCGCCAGUCAUCCGGAUAAAACAGGAACCAUUGGACUGAACUGACACAUCCAUGAAUUGAAAGAGAGAGAGAGAGAGAGCGGGAGAAAAAAAAUCUUUAAAAAAAUAAAUUUUAAAAACA
This is a messenger RNA of Leucoraja erinaceus (little skate), 2153 nucleotides long. It is a transcript of the gene kctd1, whose product is annotated as potassium channel tetramerization domain containing 1. Gene Ontology annotation, cellular component: nucleus. Gene Ontology annotation, molecular function: transcription corepressor activity; transcription factor binding. NCBI's taxonomy places the organism in Eukaryota, Metazoa, Chordata, Chondrichthyes, Rajiformes, Rajidae. The transcript is spliced from 7 exons. The record is from RefSeq and is a predicted model, not a curated record. Gene Ontology annotation, biological process: protein homooligomerization; negative regulation of DNA-templated transcription. The coding region runs from base 378 to 2072 and encodes 564 amino acids.